CGUCGGAAUAUCCUCGGAAAUUCCUCGGGAUAUUCCGAGGAUUUCAUUUUCUGUCAGAAUGUCCGUCAGAAUACCGCUGUUUUUUUGUAGUGCAGGUUUUUUGUUAUUUUCGUGUUAUAGGGGAGAAAAUGGUAUUUGAGAAUAUUUAAAAAAUAAAAAACAGCAGAAAAUAGAUAAUUGGUUUGAAAUGUCGUUUUAAUAGGUUCAGCGCCAACAAUCAGUCAGGAAACUAUAACUUCACCUUCCAUUCUCUCUAUCUUCUUUUCAAUCAUCUCCAGAAUGGAAUAUACAAUUAGGUAGUUUCGAUUCGAUGCUGCUCAGCUCAUGUCUUCUUACACCAUCAAAGAAACAAUGGCGACUCAAGAUGAAGUCCAGAACGAUCCACUGUUGCAGGCAUCAGAAAGUGACGGUCACGAAGAGUUCAACGGAGCUUCUUUCACCGGAGCGGUACUCAACCUCGCAACAGCAAUCAUCGGUGCUGGUAUCAUGGCUUUGCCCGCCACGAUGAAGAUCCUCGGACUUGUUCCCGGAAUCGUGAUGAUCCUUCUCAUGGCUUUCUUGACCGACAAGACGAUUGAGUUCUUGCUUAGUUUUAGCGGAGUCGGGAACGCUAGAAGAUCGUACGGUGGUUUGAUGGAAGAUUCUUUCGGCAAAACCGGAAGGAUUGUGCUGCAAGUUGCUGUUCUUGUUACCAACGUUGGGGUUUUGAUCGUUUACAUGAUCAUCAUUGGUGAUGUUUUGGAGGGUAUGCUUGAAGGAUGGUUUGGAGAAAGCUGGUGGGACAAGAGAACUAUUGUUCUUCUCUUUACAACUCUUUGUGCCUUUGCUCCAUUGACAUCCUUCAAGCGCAUUGAUACUUUGAGAUUCACAUCUGCCCUAUCACUUGUUCUAGCGGUUGUUUUUCUAGUCAUCACUGCGGGAAUCGUCGUUACAAAGUUUUACAGAGGGGGAUUGAUGAAGCCAAGACUCUUCCCAAAUGUCACUGACUUGUCAUCCGUCUGGAAACUCUUCACCGUUGUUCCUGUGCUUGUCAACGCAUACAUUUGUCAUUCUAACGUCCACAAUAUACAGAACGAGCUUGAAGACUCCAUUCAGAUGAAGCCUGUUGUGCGUUCAGCUCUUGUGAUGUCCUCCUCUGUUUACGUAAUGACAAGCUUGUUCGGAUACCUCUUGUUUGGUGAAUCUACUCUUGAUGAUGUUCUUGCAAACUUUGAUACCGAUCUUAAAAUCCCUUUUGGUCCGGUUCUCAGUGACGCAGUCAGACUCAGCUAUGCAGGUCAUCUCAUGCUUGUGUUCCCUGUCAUCUUCUAUCCUUUGCGCGUUAACAUGGACGGUCUCUUGUUCCCUACGGCUACUCCAUCACUUACUACCUCUAAUCUGAGGUUUGGCUCCAUCACUGCCGCUCUCGUUGCUGUAAUCUUUGUUGGUGCAAACUUCAUUCCAAGCAUGUGGGAUGCUUUCCAACUCACUGGAGCUACAACUUCUGUCUGCAUCGGUUUCAUAUUCCCUGCUGCUGUCAUCUUGAAGGGUCGUCAUAACCGAGCAACAAAGAUGGACAAGACUGUAGCCAUUUUCGUGAUUGUCCUUGCGGUUUUCUCCAGUGCAAUCGCCCUUUACAGUGACGCUUACGCCUUAGUCAAGAAGAACAAAAUCCACAUGUUCAAUGUUAGCAGAUUUGUUUUGUUACUCUACGUGAAACCAAAAAGAGUUAUUGGCGAUAUAAGAUGUCUUUAGAUAGUUCUGAACAGCAUUAUGAAUAGUUGUAGUAGAAUCUUAAAGUAGAUAGAUCAUAUUUGUAAAAUACUGUUGCACUGAUAUAAUUGUCACUGAAUCUUUAAGAUACAGAAAGAAAAAACAGCAAC
Molecule: messenger RNA, 1862 nt
Organism: Brassica napus (rape)
Lineage: Eukaryota; Viridiplantae; Streptophyta; Magnoliopsida; Brassicales; Brassicaceae
Product: amino acid transporter AVT6B-like
Exons: 5
Coding region: 325-1734 (469 amino acids)
Biological process (GO): amino acid transmembrane transport
Molecular function (GO): amino acid transmembrane transporter activity
Source: RefSeq, a predicted model, not a curated record